CGGUAGGAGAGAGAGAGAGAGCUAGAGCACAGUAAGUAGCAUAUCUGACACUUGCUAAACAGAGUCAAUCACAAGUUUUGUAAUAAACAUCAUGGGCACUGCAGUGAAAAAUACAGGGACACUACUGUCUUUGAGAAAGUUUCACAUCUCUGAGGAUUGUGGGUUUAUUCUCCCUGAGCCACUGACAGACCUGCCGGUGUUCUACAAGCCCUGGAUGGACAUUGCCAGAAAUGUGCCAGAACUCAUCUCUUCUCAUUCUUUGCGCCAUAAAAUUCAUGAUAUGCCUCUGUUGGAGACUCAUUUGUUGCAGAGCUACCGUGAGCUACGUUUGGCCCAUCUGGCUUUGAGCACGAUGGCUAUGGGUUACGUAUGGCAGGAGGGAGAGAGAGAAACAGUAAAAGUGCUUCCGCAGAAUCUGUCCGUGCCGUUCUGUGAGGUGUCUCGAAGACUGGGUCUGCCCCCAAUCCUCAUCCAUGCGGACACAGUCCUUGCCAACUGGAAGAAAACAGACCCAGAUGGACCUUUUUCCAUGGAGAACCUGGAGUUGUUGUUGACUUUGCCUGGAGGGGAAAGUGUAAGAGGGUUUUUUCUGGUCACACUUCUGGUGGAGCUGGCGGCUGUUCCUGGCCUGAAGUCUAUCCUUGAUGUCAUCAAUGGUGUCCAUUAUAAUGAUGUUGCUAUGGUCACCAAAGCUCUGGAUGUUGUCAGCCAGGCCAUAGACAGCAUGAAACAUGCUCUUAAACUAAUGCAUGAAUAUGUAGAUCCCUCCAUAUUCUACGGAAUUAUGAGGAUCUUUCUGUCUGGAUGGAAAGAUAACCCAUCAAUGCCAGAAGGUCUCGUGUAUGAGGGAGUUCAAGAGAAGCCGAUGGAGUUUUCGGGAGGCAGUGCAGCACAGAGUAGUAUUUUACACUGCUUUGAUGAACUGCUGGGAGUCCAACAUGAAGGCAGCAGUGGGGCCUUCCUGAGAAGAAUGAGGGACUACAUGCCGCCCGCCCAUAAGCUUUUCAUUGAAGACAUCUCUAGUCGCCCGUCCCUGCGCGACUUUGUGCUCCAGCAAGCGGAUGAGCACCUAACGCACACAUUUGAACAAUGUGUGGCCCGGUUGGUGGAAUUUAGGAAUUGCCACAUCAACAUUGUCACCCGUUACAUCACUAUACCGGCGUCCCGUGCCAGACAGCUCCGUGAAAACAAGCAGGGUUUGGUCAAGGAGCUAGACGCAAUCAGGAAAGCGCCAACAGCGCUGGAGGAAAGAGGUACUGGAGGCUCAGGGAUUAUGGUCUUUCUGAAGACUGUGCGUGAUGAAACUAAAGACAUCCACAUCUCACAGUCUACUAAUGGGAACCAAGUCUUGCCAAAUGCACCGAUGACAGCGAUACAGAAGGCUGCAUCUGAGCUCAAAAUAGAAUGAAAAUAGCAACAAAGUAUCUUUGAAUGGUGAUUUGGCCACCAGGCUCAUUGGAAUAAAUCACGCCUGUGUAAAAUGUGAUUUACAAUUCUUUUUGCAUGUUUCAUGACACUUUCAAAAUGUUAAAUGUACAGUGAGUGGCACAAAAACAUGAUGAGGUCUAUUAGCAACAGAUGAACACGAAUCUGGCCAUGUUUACACUGAUUUAUGGUGGCAGUUUGGAAAUGAAAUGUCCGGUUAGUGACGCUAAAAGCACGUUAAGUUUUAUUAUCCGCAACAGAUGAACAUGAAUCUGGCAGUGUUUUAUUAAAGGUGCAGUAAGCAAUUUCUAACAAAUGCUGUUGAAAGAAGAUCAGCAUAUGUUAUUUUAAAGCUGUUUAUAAUUAUUUUGUCAUCUUUGCUUUAUUUUUCAUGAAGCAUUAAUUUGAGUCGCUCUAUGAUAAAUUGAUGUCCACUCUUGCAUUACGUGUUCAUGCAUUUUGGGGGAGUAGAUAUGGGGGGAGGGGUGUGUUUGUUUGGGUUCAUGUCAAAUAUCAACAGUGUUUCUCAGAAAUCGCUUACUGCACCUUUAAUACUGGUUUUGAAGUUCUCGUGUUCAUGCUAAACAUGCAUCAGUUAGCGAUUGCUGUGGUUUACCGCCCUCCAAAACCAAAUAAGGAUUUUCUAAAUGAGUUUGCAAAUUUUUUAGGAGAUAUUGUUGUUCAGUAUGAUCGCAUUUUGAUUGCGGGGGAGUCGUUUGAUUUUAUGCAGGUGGUAAAUGCAUAGGGUAAAUGGUCCUACCCAUAAACAUGGCCACACACUAGAUCUUGUGCUGUUGCAUGGUAUUUCGAUCUGUGAACUCGAAAUCCUUGAUUUGAGUUUUUCUGAUCAUAUGCCUGUUACAUUCACUUGCUCCUUUCCAAAUUAAAUAAAUAAAACUCAGAAGGAUUCACGGCAGAUUCGUACUUUUA
This is a messenger RNA of Pimephales promelas (fathead minnow), 2355 nucleotides long. It is a transcript of the gene ido1, whose product is annotated as indoleamine 2,3-dioxygenase 1. Lineage: Eukaryota; Metazoa; Chordata; Actinopteri; Cypriniformes; Leuciscidae. Gene Ontology annotation, cellular component: cytoplasm. Gene Ontology annotation, molecular function: L-tryptophan 2,3-dioxygenase activity; indoleamine 2,3-dioxygenase activity; metal ion binding. The record is from RefSeq and is a predicted model, not a curated record. Gene Ontology annotation, biological process: 'de novo' NAD+ biosynthetic process from L-tryptophan.